UAUGUAUAACCAACAACAAACGAAUCCUUUACAACAUGGUGCAGCUGCACGAAUUGUGAGGCCAAACCUUGCUGCUCAUCCUCAAAUGUCUCCAAAUGUCGCGGCACAUUCGCCUGCUCAAUCCCUUCAUGGUCAACAAGUUCUUGACAAGCCAGGGGUGUUCAACACUGGACGAUCUCCUCAAUUAGGCAGUGUUUAUUCUUAUCCGGGUUCUGCUGGUUCAGUUCCCUUUAGUCCUCAACAGCAUGUAAGUGUUGGACAACAACAUGCAAUUUAUGGAAGUCAACAUUUAUUGCAACACCAACCACAAUCGCAGCAAAUGUCUCAUCCCUUAUCUGAUGCUCCAGCGCCAAAUACUCCUUCCACGCCUCAACAAAUUCCGCAGCCUCAUUCUACUGGCUCAACAGCCACCACAGCAACAUUUCAUACGCAUCAACCUGUACCUCAAGGUUCCGUUGGCCCACCUUCUUCAAUACCGAUGCAGGUUGGUACCCCGGCCGUUGCUCAGUCGACAAAUGCAUCUCCAAGCAAACAGCCGUCAACUUCAACACAGCCCCCAGCUGUUGUGCAACCGGAUAUUGACCCAAUUGCAACUUCCAAGAUGUUAAUUUUGAAGGAUUUGAGAAGAACUAUUGUUGAUUUAAACUUGUGUGCAGAAAAAGUUGUUGAAAACUUUCUUUCUGAAUCCACUGGUGUUCCAACAGCAACUGGUGAGCGUCCAGAGGAGAGACGAUCAAAUAUUAUUGGUGCUUCAACAACUGGUGGUCCUCAUUCCAAUUUAGGCAUAGGAGGGCCUCAUUCAACUGGUCCUCAUUCAAAUUUAGGCUUUGGAGGACCAAAUUCAGUCAAUCCACAUUCUGUCCAAAACCCUCUUUCUGUUAAUCCUCAAUCUGUUAGUGCAAUUCCGCCUGGGUCAGUCAAGUCGGGUUCUGCUACUGAUGAAUUUGGGAAAAAGGAAAUUGAAUUAUCAGCAAAGGAGCAAUAUGAUAUGGCUAAAAAUAGUUUUAUGAAUGUUUGUGACAAUAUAGAAAAUAAUAUGAAGUUGAUAUUGGAAGUAAAUAGACAACAAGGAAAAUUAUACAAUACUAAUGCUGGUUCUGCUAUAGUUUCUGUUCCUAUACACGCCGGAAUAAGUGGACCAACGUUAACUUUACCAAAUAUGUUGCAUGAUUUUACACAAGUAAUGAAUGCUGAUAAACAGGCUAUUAAGUCGAAUAUAGAAGAAUUGAAUAAUUUAAUGAAGAAAGUUUCCAAUGGAAAAAAUUGAGAGAAGUCUUUUUUGUAAUUUAAAACUUUUGUGUUUUUAAUAAAUUGAUUUUUAAAAAUUUUUUUCUUUGAUCUUCUAUGUGUUCUUUUAUAAUAUCGCUUAAUACUUUUAUUUUUGCUUUUCUUUUGUCUUUUCAAUUCUUUAGAAAAUUUAAAUUUUGCUAACUGAUU
Messenger RNA from Meloidogyne enterolobii, 1437 nucleotides. The record is from the annotation of a GenBank genome assembly. NCBI's taxonomy places the organism in Eukaryota, Metazoa, Nematoda, Chromadorea, Rhabditida, Meloidogynidae.